Messenger RNA from Lolium perenne, 1408 nucleotides. RefSeq lists its product as uncharacterized. The record is from RefSeq and is a predicted model, not a curated record. Lineage: Eukaryota; Viridiplantae; Streptophyta; Magnoliopsida; Poales; Poaceae.
CGCAGAUCCACUUCUAGCUGGCCAGCUCUAUAUGCUAUUCCGCACAUUCUUCUGUUGAUCCAUGUUCUUUAUCAUUCUUUACUGUAAGACGAAGCGUUCAUACAGAAGGUAGAAUAGUACAUUGGAAGGAAACUAACUUUUGCGAGACUCAUUCGAUGAGGUCAAUCCAAGGUUCGAAGAAGGAGAAGAUGGCGGCGGUGGCGGCGCUGCGGGAGGCGAAGAUCGCGACGGCGUACGAGCCGUUCCCGUGGGAGAUGAAGAUGAGGGAGCUGCUGCCGGUGCCUGAUAAGAGCCGCUUCCUGUCGCUGCUGCUGCUCCCCAUGGCCACGGACGGCACUCAAACCCGCUACAACUCCCUCGACGACACCCUGGCCCGCGCCGACGCCUGGCUCGCCUCCUGCCGCUGCUCCGGCGUCCCUGUCCGCCUCGUCAGGUUUCAGACGGAGGCGCUGCUCACCAAGAUCACCGGCGAGACAGCCGUCCCCACGGUGAAUAUGCUCUCCGACCUGGCCAACCUGUCCAACGUCAGCCUCUACGGGUUCGAGGACUACCACGGCGUGGACAUCGGCAUGGUGCGCGCGGUGCGUCUGUGGUACGCGCCGUCAGGCGCCGCCGGCGAGACUUCCCUGGAGAUGGCGCUGCGGCAAGGGGACACCAGGCUCGGCUUCUCCAUCAACCGCACCAAGGAAGGGUUCAUCUAUGUCUCGUCGGUGGCGGACGAGAGCACGCCGGGCGUGGCAUCAACGCGCUCUGGCCUGCUUGAGAUGCACCGGGCGGCGCGCCGGGCGGGGAAGCUUCUCGUGCUGUCCCGCGUCGGCGGGGAGAGCGUGCUGCCCUGGCUGGUCUCCACCGCCGGCGACGUCAGGUGCUACGACACCGUCUCGCUCAACCAGAAGCUGUCAUUGUACCGCCACGCGCUGCGGCCAGUCACGCUCCACUUCCUCGCCUGGGACGACGGCGUCCUCCCACCGCUGCCGCCACCGCCACCGCGGUCGCCCGUGAUCGUGCUGUCAACCCCGUCCGAAAGCGACAUCGAGGAGCUCGACGGUGACGACGACGGCGACGGCCCUGGACCCGGGAUCGAGGGCGGCAAAGGGUUCCAGAAUAUCAGACUCCCGGAUAGCUGGCGGUGAGUGGAGUGGUCAGUCCGUCGUGUAAUGCUGCAUUCCAUUUUGCUUAAUUAUUUAGCCUUGUCUGCUCAGAUGAGAACAAAAAUAACUGUUACUACAGGUUAGUAAUCCUCCAUCGAUGGGAAGGUGUGUUAGCUUCAUUGUACCAUGGUCGUCAGUUAGUUCGUUGAUCACGCUAGGAUAUCAUUGUUGUAAUAUCAAGGGCUGAAAUAACAGUUUUCCUAUUCUACAUGCAUGCAUGCAUGCAUGCAUAAGUGACACAAGUAACGACAUCAUAA